Homarus americanus (American lobster) is the source of this 4149-nucleotide messenger RNA. RefSeq lists its product as uncharacterized. The record is from RefSeq and is a predicted model, not a curated record. Gene Ontology annotation, molecular function: nuclear receptor activity; RNA polymerase II cis-regulatory region sequence-specific DNA binding; zinc ion binding. Bases 549 to 3278 code for a protein of 909 amino acids. Lineage: Eukaryota; Metazoa; Arthropoda; Malacostraca; Decapoda; Nephropidae. Gene Ontology annotation, biological process: positive regulation of transcription by RNA polymerase II; cell differentiation; negative regulation of transcription by RNA polymerase II. The transcript is spliced from 6 exons.
ACUCAGAGAGGAAAGGUUGUUCGCCGUGCCUCCGGACUUCUUAACAAUUAAUCCCAAAGGUUAUCUAAUCUAGUGAAAAAGUGCAAUAUUAUGUAUGAAAAUGAUCUAAAGAUGUGUAUAACCGUGCAUUUUGAAAGGUAGACUAGUUUUAAUAGAAAAGGGAGCGGAUCUGCAAGGACUGGUCUUAGUCGAGGAGCAAUGUUGAGGUGGUGACUGCUGAGUACCGGCACGAGUAUGGACAGUUUGCCGUCACUGCUGUAGCGUCCGGUGAUACGCCAUCGAUUUUACUGGUCGUGGUGAGUGUGAACAUGACAAGUAGGAGAGUGAACGUCAAGUAAAAAAAAAAAAAAAGAAAGAAAUUAAAGAAAAACUCGGUGGAUGGAUAGGGGGAAACAACAAUAAGGAAGUAGGAAAACGACCUAAAAGUGUAUGUAAUGCGUCUCAACUGCCGUGUUUGUUCUGCUACCUCCGCGUUUCAUACCGCCCGUGUGUGCCAACCGUGACGUCACCACAUCCCGCGUGUGCAACAGUGACGUCACUGACUAAAGAUGAUUGACGGGAAGACUCCACCCUCGCUCAGCCCGACGGUGCCCUCCAUGGGAUGUGACUUGACGACGAGUGCUGAGGAGUCUCCACGACCGAUGACGAAGCGCGCCCGGUGUGCCUUUCUUCAGCGUCGCGGAGGCCAGGAGAGCAGUGAGAUAGGUGUGGCCAGUGGAGGCGGCAGUGUGGUGAGUGGCAGCACUGGCGGUGGCACUGCCAAGAUGUCUGUAGUGCCACGGAACCCCCCCGCCGCCGUGCCCACCAGCGGCGACACUCCCUCCAGGAAGCCUGUGCGUCUCUGCCAGGUAUGCGGAGACAUUGCCAAAUCAUUGCACUUCGGGGGAUUGUCAUGUGACUCUUGUAAGGCCUUUUUCCGACGGUCAGUUCAGAAUGAUGCCUACAAGCACUUCCGCUGCGGAGGAGACCAGAAGUGUGCUAUUUCUAUUGCAUCCAGAAAAUUUUGCAAAUACUGCAGGUUUGCCAAGUGUGAGAGCAUUGGAAUGACUAAGUCAUGGGUAAUGAGUGAAGAUGAGCGGCUCCAGUUAAUGAAGACUAGACUCACCAAGAGGAUGAUGUAUCAGCAAGGGAGUACCGGUAGUGUGGGAGGCAAUGGUAGUGGAAGAAGUGAAAGCGGUGGUGGUGGAGGACGGGGGUCUUCCUCUGGCUCUUAUUCUCCCAAUGAAUGUUCAAAAGAGAGCUCUACUUACCCGAGUAACUCUUCCACCAAAAACUUAUCAUCUCGGUACCAAAAUAGUAGUAGUUCAUCUCUGACGUACCAUUCGCCAACUCAGCCGGCAGACUUAGGGUCUACUGGUUCAUCGCCAAACAGUUCUCCUUCCACCCCUGUAUCUGGACCUCUCACGCCAAUACAGUACGGACCAAUUCCUCCACCUUCAGUACAUCAAAAUUCUGAAGGUAAUCAGCGCCAGCAUAUCUUAACCAAACAAGAGAGUCCUGUCAGAAAUUUGUGCAGGGGAAUUAAAAGGGAAAGUGAUGAAGAAAUCAUACCUGUGGAUCGUGUUUUCAAUCCAGCAUCACAGUACUUGGAUGCAGGUGAAGUUGAAAUAUUAACACGUGUGAUCAGUAACAUUAAAUUAGUUGAUCAACAGCUGCCAUACUGUUCAAAACCUAUGGAGGUUAUGGCCACAUACAAGCGUUUUGCCGAGAGACUCACUCGAUUUCUCCGUCAGUUUCCCGAGUUUAACUCUUUGUCUCAACAAACUCAGGGUCUGGCAAUUAAGAAGAACAUUACAGUUAUUGCCCUUGUAUUUGCUUCAAGCUUUGUGAAUGAAGAAACAGGCAGCUACCACAAUGUGCAUAGUCCUACACAACCAAUGAUCACCAACAUGAGCAUGAUCCAGAAAUCACAAUCUCCUGAGGUAUUUAAUAAAUUCAAAGAAAUCCUUGGUUCUCUUCGCCAAUUUAAUGUGGAUUCUAGGAUGGCAUAUCUCCUUGUUCUUAUCAUUGUCCUGGGUUAUGAGGGUCAAGAAGCUAAUAGAGAAAUCUACCAGAGUAUACUGCAGCAUUAUGUUUUCUGGAAAUAUGGUGAGGCAUCUGGAAAGGCUCUCUUUGAUGGGCUUAUGCUUUCUCUCCAAGGCCUACGACGUCAUUCUGAACUUUUUGAAAGUAUGGCGAUAAGGCAAAAGCCUUUAACAGCAAACAGUGUGAACCAUCAUAUCCAGCAGAUGAAUGGAAAUGAAGAAGCUCUUGCCAUGGAUGUAAAAAGUAAGGUGGAAGCUCUAACUGGUGAGCAGAUCAGACAGAUGCUUAAUGGAAUGGAUAUUGAACAGAUGAAGCAGAUGUUACAAGGGAAUGGAUUAGAACAAAUGAAGCAGAUGUUGCAGAGUAUGGAAUCUGAAAACUCUCAGCAUCACCUUACUCAAGAAAAUAAUUCUUUAAUUCACUCCCCUCCACUGCCCUGCCAUUCACCACAGAGCAUGGUGCAGUCACCUCACAGUAUGGUACAAUCUCCUCACCCCAUGCUACCAUCACCACACAACAUGUUACAAUCACCUCAGAGUAUGCUGUCCCCACAAAGUAUGAUGGAAUCACCGCACAGUAUGCUUCAGCCCUCAUCAUCUCCAGGAAUGUUGCAGUCCCCAAACUUGAGCCAAUCUAUUCACACCAUGUUAGAUAUAUCUCAUAGCAUGAGCCAUAGUCCAAAUUCAACUGUAACUCAAAUCAUUAAUUCAACUAACAACCUACUUAAUCAUUACCAAGACAUGAAACCUCCUGGAUCUUUUAUGAAUUCUCCACAGUCUUUGGAUUUGUCUCAGAGUCCUAUUGAGAUAUCCAGCCCAUCACCUCAUGCAAUGAACUUAGCUCCUUCUCCAGCACCAUAUAUCCCCAACCAGGAGAGCUACAUAUUGGACCACCAACUACCAGAAACUCCCUAUCCAGAUCAUCGCCAGUCCCCUCUAGAUGAUGGUGGAUAUCUCAACCCACCUUUAUAUCCCCAACCACCAUACAGUCCAGCUCCUCUAAGUGAUCAGUAUAACAGUGGUUUUCAUGCACUCUUUUCUCCCCUGCCAUAUAAAGAGGAAAAUCAGAGCAUUAGCAACAGUAGCACUGGCAGCAGUGGAGUUGGUGUAAGUCUUACUUCAAGCCUAACUUCUCCCAUCUCCUCUCUUUUAACGUCUCCUGCACCAUCCCAUUCAUCACUUCAGGAAUCAGACAACAGUUUGUCAAACUACCAUGAGCCUGAACAUGGCAACUCACUGGGAGCUGCUCCUUAACUCUUGGGCAUUUAGAGACUUUCUUACUUGACCAUCAGAUAUAUAUUAUAUAUGUACUCCAAGUGAGUUCCUGCUAUAGGUUCCAGCUGUAGAGAUCAUUACUAGAUAAUGUUUAUUGUUGUAGCUUAGAGCCAAUGUGACAUUUAUCAUAGAGUGACCUCAUCUCGCAUACUGCCCAAAUCCUCGCUCUAGAAGUUUCAUGUGCAAAAUUCUUAUUUUUGUUGUUAAAGCAAACUGGAUAAGAUGCUUAAUAUUGCUGUAAAACAUAGAAGUAGGAAUUUGCAUAUAAAGGUUCUCAAGUGACAAUGAUUUGUACAAUAACCUUCCAACUCCGGCCAUAAAACUCAACAACUGAAGUGUAUUACAACAUUGUGUACAGGUUUUCAUGUGCUUGAAAGAUUUUAGUUUAUUCCCCAACUACCUAUACUUGUCUUCUACCUCACUCAACAGGUAUCAUGAAUACAACAAAAAGUGUUAAUAUUCUGAUGAUUUCUUGUUAUCCAUGUAGCUAUUUUCCAGUCAAUACAGUAAACAUGCUGAGCUUACCACUGCUGGGAUAUUUAGAAUAGUAAAAUUUCAGCUCAGCCCCACAUACAUACUAAUAAGUUGACACAUACAUACUUCUAUAAUAUAUAAUGCUGACGAGGAUGGACCAUAGUAAGUUGAAAAAUUUGCCACAAUAUGAUUCAUCUCUCUAAGGGGAUUAUAUAAAUUUCUGUGAAUAAAGUUCUUUCAUCUCAACAACUCUCCAUGCAAAUAACUUGCUUGAAACUUCUUUAUAGUAAAACUCAGGUAAUUGGGGCCAUGUGAAAUGAGCAUUAACCUAGUGGAAUGUUGGUGGCCAUGCAAGUGAAGUAUAUUACUGAAAGCC